Messenger RNA from Cercospora beticola, 406 nucleotides. It is a transcript of the gene RPL27B, whose product is annotated as 60S ribosomal protein eL27. The record is from RefSeq and is a predicted model, not a curated record. Gene Ontology annotation, cellular component: cytosolic large ribosomal subunit; ribosome. Gene Ontology annotation, biological process: translation. NCBI's taxonomy places the organism in Eukaryota, Fungi, Ascomycota, Dothideomycetes, Mycosphaerellales, Mycosphaerellaceae. Gene Ontology annotation, molecular function: structural constituent of ribosome.
UGCAGUCCUCAAGGUCGGCCGAGUGGCCAUCAUCUCCCGUGGACGCUACGCCGGAAAGAAGGUGGUGAUCAUCCAGCCACAGGACAAUGGCAGCAAGAAGCACCCAUUCCCUCACGCAAUCGUUGCCGGUAUCGAGCGCUACCCACAACAAAUCACUCGCCGCAUGUCCAAGACCCGCCAGACGAAGCGCAGCAAGGUGAAGCCAUUCAUCAAGGUCAUCAACUACAACCACUUGAUGCCAACCCGCUACACUCUGGAGUUGGAGGGAUUGAAGGGCGCCGUGACCAACGAGACUUUCACUGAGGUCACUCAGCGUGAGGAGGCAAAGAAGACCGUGAAGAAGGCAUUGGAGGAGCGCUACUCGAGCGGCAAGAACAGAUGGUUCUUCACUCCUCUCCGUAUGUGA